UGUAAUGCACUUUUAUUUUUGAAGGAUACGAUGUUUAUCUGUCAUGAGAUUCUUCCACUGCUAAAGGAACAGAUCUCAGUUCUUUUCUCUAGUUGAGCACGAGAAAAAAUUGAAGAUGUCCAAUUGCACGCUGAACAUCACUACGGGCAUCCAGAACUUCCAGCUGGCCGCACUCAUACCCACCUUCAUCCUCGGUGUCCCGGGAAACAUUUACGUCUUAGUGAUGUUCUGCCGCCGUCCCAGAACCGACUGGACCUACAUGAAGAUCUACAUUAGCAACAUGGCGAUCGCCGACUGCGUCGUGCUCAUGCUUCUGCCCGUCCGCAUCGCGUCCUACAUCUGGGACAGUUCGGGACUCAGUGGCCAAAACUACAAGGAGCUGUGUUACGUCCUCGUGUCGGUUUAUUACGUCAACAUGUACGUCAGCAUCUUCACGGUCACCGCGAUAAGCGUCGUGCGCUACGUGGCCAUCAAGUAUCCGUUAAAAGCCCGGGAAAUUUUAUGUUGUAGAAACGCGCUGGUGGUUUGCGCGCUCAUUUGGCUGGUCACGUGCUCGUUCAGCGCCGCGUUCCACCGCGUGGACCAACCGAAACAAAACACUACGAUCAAGUGCUUUCAGAAAAACAAAGAAGAGGAAUUACCGUUGGCCUUCAUUUUGGUUAUAAACAUCAUUGGGUUCCUGGUGCCGUUCCUUAUUAUGUUGUUCUGCUCCGUUACAGUCAUUUUGAAGUUAAAGAAACAGUUAGCAAUCGGAUCCCGCUGCGAGAAGCUCCAGUGUAUGUUCAUCAUGGCCGCCAAUCUGGCUGUUUUCGUCAUAUGUUUUUUUCCCAUCCACUUCGGCUUCUUCCUCAAGUACGUCACGCAGGCUCAUAGGCACGAGUGUGGCGUGCAGUUUUUCGCACAUAACUUCGUUCACGGCGCGAUGUGCGUGUCCAGCAUGAACUGCGCUCUCGACUGCUUCAGUUAUUAUUUUGCCACCAAAACAUCGUGGAAACUGUGCACCUCGAAACAAACUGCGAGAGAGGAAUAUAAGUGCAAUUAUUACAGGGUCGCACAAUGACUUCUGGGAAACUUCCCUGCUGGAAAAACCAGCUAAAUCCAGUCUAAACUGGUGGCUAA
Sinocyclocheilus grahami is the source of this 1119-nucleotide messenger RNA. RefSeq names its product G-protein coupled receptor 55-like. Gene Ontology annotation, biological process: positive regulation of Rho protein signal transduction; phospholipase C-activating G protein-coupled receptor signaling pathway. NCBI's taxonomy places the organism in Eukaryota, Metazoa, Chordata, Actinopteri, Cypriniformes, Cyprinidae. The record is from RefSeq and is a predicted model, not a curated record. The transcript has 2 exons. Gene Ontology annotation, molecular function: G protein-coupled receptor activity. Bases 116 to 1060 code for a protein of 314 amino acids. Gene Ontology annotation, cellular component: plasma membrane.